GUCUCUGAAGAUGGUUGGUAAAGAGUCGGGCGGGGUAAGGGGCCGUAGGGUUGGGGUUGGGGAGAAGGCUUUAGUGUCUUCUCGCCCGAAGGGUCCUUGAGACGCCUGUUUGUUUUUCCCGGCGCCUGGCUCCACCCAUACAGCUCACCUAUUGGCCAAAUUGGGUGGGUGGGUGGGUUCCUAUUGGCCAGGGGGCGGUGUCUAUCCUGAGCAAGGGUGGGGGCGGGGUUUCCUCAGAGCUGUGCUUGCCCUUGUGUCUGGUGCUGGAUAAGAGAGAGAGAGACACACAGAGACAGAGACUGGCAGAAAGCAAGGGCUGCUGCCGCUGCCGCUAUUGCUGGAGCCUGAGCAUCUCCUGAGCUGCUGCUGCUGCUGCUGCUGCUGCUGCCGCCGCCGCCGCCGCCGCCGUCUCCACCGCCACUGCCGCCACCGCCACAGCCACAGCCACCGCCACCUCCGCCGCCGCCGCCGCCGCCGCCGCCUCCACCACCACCACCGGCCCCACUGCUGCCUCCUUGCGUGGACCCAGGGACAGAGCCAGUGACAGCGGCGGGCGGCUGCUGGCUUUCUGCUGCUUCUCUCUCCUGUUUCCCUUUCCCGAGUCUGACCUAUCUGCUGGUUCCUUGCAGCCCUCGCCCUCAUCUUCCCCCACAUCUCGGAAUCCCUGCACCACCUGCUCUGACAGCCCCAGCUCUGGGACUUCCCCUGCACCCCAAUUGGAAAGGCAACACUGAACCCCUGGUUGAAAAGAGGCGCUGCUGAGGCUGCACCAACAGGAGAAGGUGGUGGAGGAAGAGAAGAAACUAUUUCACCCAUUGAAAUUCCCAUCCUGCUGGUGCUUCACUACUGCUGUUGCUGCUGCCGCUGCUGCUGCUGCUGUUGCUGCUGCUGCUGCUGCUGCUGCUGCUGAUCCUUUCCCCGGGGUUCAAGCACUGCAGCGGCGGUGGCGGCUGGUCCUGGACCGGGAGAAGGGAACCAGAGGAGCUUUUCACUUUUGUGCCCCCUUCACCAACACCUCCUGUCCUCCCCUUACCCCCUCCCAAGCCCUUUAGAGAGGGGAUCAUGAUUUGGAAACGAAGCGCCGUUCUCCGCUUCUACAGUGUCUGCGGGCUUCUGCUACAAGCGGCUGCUUCCAAGAACAAAGUCAAAGGCAGCCAAGGGCAGUUUCCACUGACUCAGAAUGUGACAGUUGUGGAAGGCGGAACAGCAAAUUUGACCUGUAGGGUUGAUCAAAAUGAUAACACCUCCCUCCAGUGGUCAAAUCCAGCUCAACAGACUCUGUACUUCGAUGACAAGAAAGCUCUGAGGGACAAUCGGAUUGAGCUGGUUCGAGCUUCCUGGCAUGAACUGAGCAUCAGCGUCAGCGAUGUGUCUCUCUCAGACGAAGGACAAUACACCUGCUCUUUAUUUACUAUGCCUGUCAAGACUUCCAAGGCUUUCCUCACUGUGCUGGGUGUUCCUGAGAAGCCUCAGAUUAGUGGAUUUUCAUCACCAGUUAUGGAGGGAGACUUGAUGCAACUGACUUGCAAAACUUCCGGAAGUAAACCUGCAGCUGAUAUCAGAUGGUUUAAGAAUGAUAAAGAGAUUAAAGAUGUCAAAUACUUAAAAGAAGAGGAUGCAAAUCGCAAGACUUUCACUGUCAGCAGUACCCUUGAUUUCCGAGUGGAUCGAAAUGAUGAUGGUGUAAAAGUAAUUUGCAGAGUUGACCAUGAAUCUCUGAACUCCACACCUCAGGUAGCGAUGCAGGUCCUAGAAAUCCACUAUACACCAUCGGUUAAGAUUAUACCUUCUACUCCAUUUCCACAAGAAGGACAGCCAUUAGUUUUGACUUGUGAAUCCAAAGGAAAACCCUUGCCAGAACCAGUUUUGUGGACAAAGGACGGUGGAGAAUUACCAGAUCCAGACCGAAUGGUUGUGAGUGGUAGGGAGCUAAAUAUUAUUUUCCUAAACAAAACGGAUAAUGGUACAUAUCGAUGUGAAGCAACAAACACUAUUGGCCAAAGCAGCGCAGAAUAUGUCCUGAUUGUACAUGAUCCUAACGCUCUGGCUGGACAGACGGGCCCUGACCACGCUCUCAUAGGAGGGAUAGUGGCUGUUGUGGUGUUUGUCACACUGUGCUCCAUAUUUCUGCUUGGUCGCUAUCUGGCAAGACAUAAAGGAACGUAUUUAACGAACGAAGCUAAAGGAGCUGAAGACGCACCGGAUGCGGACACAGCGAUCAUCAAUGCCGAAGGCAGCCAAGUCAACGCAGAAGAGAAAAAGGAGUAUUUCAUCUAGACGCAGACCUAGAUUUGGGGUUUCCCUCUCGGGCUGACUGCUGGAGAACACUGGCUGCCACCUUUCAGAAUCAUGUCUGCCAUCUUCUCCCCUUAUUAACCUCCAUGCCGUACUGCUCCCCAUAGCCAGUUUAUGCCAACAAUCGGCUUUCUUUGCCACCUCUCUUUAACCGCCCCCAUCCAUAAUGCAGGCCAUCCCUCAUUGCCUAAAACCCAUGUUUGCUCUCCUAACAUACAGUGCUUGAAUAUACAGCCUUAACGCCGUUAACCCUCCUCCGAGCCCUGCCACCGAGUUCUUUUCUGCAUUAACCCUAAUGUACGCAGGCUUUUCUUCUGCCGUUUCUUCCUUACUCACAGCCCUUUAUCCGCGUCCACCACUCUCUGAGGCGAAGGCCUCGCGUGCUCAAGUUCAAUCUAAGGGUAGAGGUUUACAAGGAAUGCUUUGUACGCGUCUCUGCUUCCAAGACAAGUCUGGAAAGACGCCCCAGAAAAGCCACUGUAGGGCAGCCUCUAGGAUGCCCCGACUCAGUGGCGGAGCCGUACCAAGCUGCUAUUGGCCGAGGAGCGCUUGGUACCGGAGCCCUGGGCUUGGGGGGUCCCCAUCCCCUGCUGUCUAUCCGUAGACGCUGCAUUAGCUUACUGUAGUUUCAUUGACAAAUAAAUUUCUCCAACACGGUCACUGCUUUGGGGAUCACAAAGAUUAGGUAUGUUUCGGUAUUUUUUCAUAAUUUAUUUGCUCCACAAGGACUCACCUGCCUACACAGAUUGGACGUAUUCAUAGGGCACAAUUUCAAGACAUUUUAGUAUCUGUAUAUAGUGCAUAUAAUAAAUCCAAUUAAACCUUAUUUGAUACAUAUUUAACUUUUGGGGCUGUAGGUAAGUCAGUCACAAGUAAGCAUUUUCUAACGUCCAUUCUAUCCCUUUAGAUAUGACUUAAACCAAUAUUAUAAGUAGAUAACAUGUAUUAGUAUUUUUGUCUGUAUGUCCUAGCACUGUUCAACAGCAAAUUUUUUCUAGUUCUUGUUAAUUUUUUUAUUUGUUAUACAAUGGAAGCACAAUGUUAUAAGGAAAGGUAAUUUUAAGCUAACAACCAGUGCACAGCCUCAGGUUUUAAAUGACAACCACAUUUGAUGAAUAUCCUAAAGAAGAAACUCUUAAGUUUGCUAAAUAAAAAUUUAAGAAAAUCUCAAUUUUUUAAAAAUUUGGCAGUUUCACAGCUGCUUUACCUAUCUUGAUUUGCCAAAAACAAACGGAAAAACAAGCAUUAAGAUAGAUGUUUUGUGUAAAAAUGGACUAAUUAUUUAUAUUAAAUUCCUGUCUAUGCAUUUUGUGAGGUACAAACUUAUUCACAGCGAGUAAAAGAGAAUUUCUGCCAUGUUUUUAGCUUCCCAGAGAAAGUUUCUCUCUCUCUGGAUUAGUUCUGAAGUUUUGGUAUAAUUAACCAUUACAGAAAUUUCAUGACUCUUCUACAUGUCAACAACAACAAAACAAUGAAUGGAACACUUUUACUCAAAGAGCUAACGGUCUCUCUGUGAUCUGUUACACUACUACUAGAUCAGGUCUCAGUAUUUAUUUCACGCUAAAGAAUGAAAACCAUGACUGAUUAAUGUUACUCUCCCUUUUCCAAGUGUUGCACCUUUAAGGGGAAAAAUGGUCUACUUGUAAAGUUGAAAGUCAUGAUGGCCGAUGGUGAAACAAAUCUCUCGGGAUUGAUUUUUGGGGUAGGGGAAUGUUUGAGUACAUCAUGUAUUACUAUCAAAUGAAAGGCAAAGAAAGGUGCUGUAUCUUAGAUUAUUUAUCAAAAAGUAUAACUCUUUUAAGGACAAUGUUAGAAUUCUAAAACUUUUUGUUGAAACAUUUAUCUUGUUGAUUUCUUUUAAAAAAAGAAAAACGACGAUGUCAGUCAAGCAGCACUUUUUCAAAAUAUACAGAACAUAAAUAAUAUGAUGUGGUUGAGUGUUAACAUAAUAAAUCAUAUACAGUAUGACAUUUUAAAGAAAUAAGUCUGCAUUGAUGUGAUUGCAUGCUUGUUUUUACAAUUCACUCCAUACCAUCUGUGAAAAAUGCAAUAAUAUGUUAAUAUAGUAUGGUAGUUUGAGAGAACCAGGUAGGUGCUACUAGACACAUUGAAACUAGUAUAGGUUUACAAAAUGUUCAUGUCUUUCAAAGCGGAGUCUUUAAAAAGACAAACACAAAGCAAAAUUCAUCCUGUUUAGUAUGGAACAGAAAAUUCUGACUACAACAAUAAGUUGUGUAAACUGCAUCAUCAAAUACUAUUUUAAACUUAAUUUCAGGAUGCAUUUACAAAAUUGGUACUUUUCAUUGAUACUGUGUUUACAUCCCUCUUCAUUCCAUCUAAAUCUGACUUGGCUCAAACUGCUGAAUUGUUGCUUAAAUAAUUCAAAUAGUAUUUAUAGCAGUGUAAAAAAAAAUGCAAAAUUUGGAGCAUUUUGAGAUUUUGGACUCUUUUAACCCUUCCCCACAGUCAUGUAAUAUCCACAGUGGAAUCUGGGAGGGGGAUAGGGGAAGAAAAAUGAAUCAAAAGGCAAAACUAAUAUUGGGGGCACUAAUUAUAUAUUUCAGCAAUUAGUUAUUGCUAGAGUUCAACGAAGAAUACUUUCAGUUUCUUUUUAGCAAAAAACAACUAAUGAGCAAAAUUAUCAUUUUUCUGACUUCUCAGAAAAGUUCCUUUUUCAUUUUCCCUGAGAUAAAAAGUUCCACUCUAAAUAGUCUGCCCACCUUUGUUCACCCCAAUCAGAUAGAUGUGGGAAGCCAAACCAUGCUGAUUAGAAUGUUUGGGCUAUACACACUAAUAAAGAGCGAGUCAAAUUCUGUCUCGGCUAGGUGAGCACAGUCAUUACAGGACUCGGUGAAAGAAGUGCACACAUACCCAAAGGUAGAAUUAUGGCACAUUGUUCUUUGCUCAAAAGAAAGUAGCUAAUCUCUGCCAGUGUACUGUUUACAGUGUCCAUCUCUUCUUCCUCAUCUAAAAUUGUCCAAGCAGCAUCUCUUCUCUUUUUUUUCCCAUUUGCUUGUAUCUUAGACAGAAUGAUUCUUUUCUAAGUGUGAGUGCAUGCGUGCGUGUGUUCAUGUGUGAGGGGUGCUUCUUGGAACUUGUUUUCUGUCACCAGAGAAUUCAAGAAGCAGUUUAAGGAACCUGAAACUUCCGUUGAAGCUUAGAAUUUAACCUAGAAAAUGGAUGCUCUCAUAUGGCUUCACAAUGGCAAGCCUUGCACUAAAACUCCCAUAAGGAAAUAAAUAGAUACAACAGGAAGAAAACUCUUUUUUCCUAAGGCAAGGAAGCUAACACCUCAUGUAUUUUCAUUACUAUGUACAAAACUAUCAAUCUCUCAAUGAAAAGAAAGGACUGGUUCAUUUGUAAUUAUGUAACCAUGAUUGUACUAGCAUUGAGGUUCCGUGUACGCACAUGUACAGUAGCUAUUCAACACUUACAAUGUAGUUACAUGUACUCCCAUGUAACAUAGCAGUUAUAGUGUAAUUUAGUGCCACUUAUUGUAAAGUGUUACCGAAAGGAAAACAGUAGCGUUACCUUCGCUUUCUCUUUGAGGAGGAAGGUAACUUGUGAAGGCAACACCUUCGAUGGAUCGACAUUACGUUUCUUUAAGCAAGAGGUCAUGCAAAGCCUCACUUUGACACUGCAGCUUCCCCUUUCACGACACUCCGUACUUAGAGUCCUCCAAAUGUCCAAUAUUGUCGCUCUUUGCAAAUGGUAAUCCAUGAUGAACAUACCAAAAAAAUUCAGCAACGCCAGCUGAAGUGAGUAGAAACAUCAAAUGGAAAUUACUGAUGAGUAAUGCUUUUUAUUAAGUGGCACAAAGUACACACUAAAAACUAUGCAAAAAUAUAGGUAACUACAGUGUAUUUACAUGUAAGUAUCUUGUACUUGCUGUGUAUGGAUGUUGGAAACCCAUGUAAUUAUAAUAUGCAUUUUGAUUAUCCUUAAAGAGGAAAACAUACAGGAGAUAGAAUCAUUUGUUUUAAGGUUUUUGCAAUAUUUACCCUUAGUGCAAUAUCCUCGAUUACCUGGGAUCAUAAAUGUAGAAGCAAAAAUGCCAGAUUUGGCUUUCUUUUUUUCCCCCUCCUCUGAGGUUCACUAAAAAACGGAUCGCCAAUUUAAGGCUUAUAGUUUGUUCAUCACCACUGACCACAUACUGAAGCUAAGUGAGUAGGGAUAAAUAGCUUUCCUAUAGCUGGCUCAACAGCAUCCGAGUGCUAGCUUCCUUCCUUCAUGGAGCUUACCAUCAUUCUACUACAUACAAGGGGGAAGAAAUAUCCUGGAAUGUAUUGUCCAACCCUCUAACACUGGAAUAUCCUUACUUGUCUUGGAAUUUCCAUAUAUCUUUUCUUCAUGCUAAUUUGGCAUAUUUUUAUCAUCUAACUACAAAAUGCUUCCAUUGAGGUAUAGAGAUGCCUUCAAUACUUGGGGUAACUUUUUCUAAACAUUAAAUUUUAUAUAGUGACAUUUUCUUUUUCAAAUCACUUCUUUCCUUUCUCCUCCACCCUACUCUUAUACCCUUCCAAAGGUAAUGAAUUAUAAGUAGCAAGGUAGUGAAGAAUGACAAAAAAGGGAAAUGAAAAUAAUUAAAUUAGUUCAAAUGCUCUAUAUUAACAUUGUAUAUAGCUAUCUGUUUUCAUGUUGUCAGUAUUGAAUGCAAUAGAUAUUGGUUAUGACUGGUAAGUCUUGUGCUAUGUAUUCUUAAAAUGAUCCUUCUACCUCUCACUUUUAGCAAAGGCUAUAAGAUUACAAUAUAAAUAAAUGAAAAGAGGUAUUUAUAAGAUCUCCAAGGCACAUUCAGAAGGGAUUAUCACAACCAUCUUUCCAUUGUGAAAACCAAAAGCCAACUUCUUUGAUUGUGUUCAACAGAGAAUAGAUCUAUAUGUUUCUUUCUUUAACAUUAAAACUCCCCUAUAGGCAAAAUGAGAUAGUCACCUUUUCAAAUCGAAACACUUAUAUGCCUUUCAGUAUUUUGAGGACGAACGGCAGCACUUUGGAAUCCAACCUGGUAUUCUGCCUCAAGAAAAAAAUAAAUAUUAAAAAUUCUUGUGAAUUUUCUGAUUACAUAAAGCAAAAUGAAAUGGAUAAUUUAUUUUCCCAGUGAUUUUGAUGAAUGCAGACAACCAAUCGAAACAAUUCAAUCUCACCUUCUUGUACAUAUUAGUCUGAAUUUUCCAGAGAAUUGCCUCAAUUAUCCAUUUUAUUUUGCCCAUGUAACCACAGCUUGAAUGUCUUGAAUGAUGCCAUUUAAUUAUCCUUUAGGGGAAUACCAUUUUUAAAAGCACAGAUGUUCAUAUAGAAGGAAAAUAAUAUAAAAUUCACUCAGUUUUGUGGUAUUGGUGAAGCUCGUCAAAGAAGCUUAAAAGGAGAAAUAAAAAGAAGUUGAUUUUAUUCGAUGUCAGUAUAAUGCAUGUCACAUCGUGGCUAGUAUGUUCUCACACAUGCCACAAAUAAGUCAGCUAUGUAAAUCUUACUGUUCUCAGCAAGAAUGGGCCCAAAAGACAGGGGGAAACGGCAUCUUCUCCAUUAAGAUAGAUCCAGUCUUCUGGAAGAAAAAAUGAAAAUGCUUUGGAAAGGUUCCAGGUACAAAAGAUAAAUUCACCAGGGCUCAGCACUUAAGCACUUUCCCCACAUCCAGGGUCAAAGCAGCCUGAACUGCACCGACAAUUUCUUACACACAGUACUGUAAAAGCUCAGCUCCAUUCGUCACAAGCUUUCUCUUUUAAACGGGAACAUUGGACGAUUUUUGUUUCUAUUUUGAUGACAGAGAAAGUUUUGUAAACUAGACAUAUGUAGUAGUUGCAACAAGUGGUCUCAAGUCAGGGGACGGGGAAUCCCAUACGUCAGCUUGCUUGUCAUUUCUUCCCUCCCUCUACCCGCCAUGUUUUCUCCCUGUUUCUCCAAUGUAUUAGAAAAACCCAAUGGAUGGGGGGAGCAAAUGUUUUAGAAACUUUCGCAAAAUUUGUUUUCUCUUGAUUAUGUGUAUAAUUUGAAAAUGUUAUCCAAGUCCGUUUGCUGUAUCUAUUGUACCUGCUGUAUACGAAUAUGAUGAUGCGAUUUGGAAGUGACAUGAGGAUUGAGUUUGAGAUUGCUGACAGAUGUGCUUCAUAUUAAGUUCACUUAAAUGUUUGUGAAUUGGUUGUUGACUUUGACAUUUUACCAAAAGAAACCUCUUCUUAUACACCGUAAUGAUUUCAACCUAACCAGCGUUGGAAACAAGUCUGCCAUGCUAGGAUUCAGAUGUGUUACUGAAAGAGGUACAUCGUACCACUGUGGCCCACUAGCUAACUCGAAAACGAAAAGGUUCCACGUGUCUGGCUUACAGUUCAGAACAUUUGGAAGGGUAUACUUCUGACACUGUAAAAACCAAUUCCGUGUACGUAGGAUCCACAGGAAUUAAGCAUAUUGCACUGAAGAUAGAAACACAAUUGCUUAAUCUACUUUGUCAUUAGUAUUUUUAAACAAACAAAAUGCAUAUUGUAAUGUUAGGUACAUGACACUUGCAUGUUGAUAUGCCUAUAUACUUACAAAGUAUUCAAUGUGUACUUAGUGGCGCUUAAGAUAUGUCAUGUACAACUCUUAUAAACAUUCUUACAGGGUUCCCAUUUGCACUUCAUCUUUCAGUAAAGUCUUGUCAGAAAAAAAUGUCUGAUGAAUAUUAUUGAAAAAAUAAAAUUUGAAUUUUAGUUAUCUGUUGGACAUUA
Molecule: messenger RNA, 8996 nt
Organism: Monodelphis domestica (gray short-tailed opossum)
Lineage: Eukaryota; Metazoa; Chordata; Mammalia; Didelphimorphia; Didelphidae
Gene: CADM2
Product: cell adhesion molecule 2
Biological process (GO): homophilic cell-cell adhesion
Cellular component (GO): neuronal cell body membrane
Source: RefSeq, a predicted model, not a curated record